AUGUCAAGUGAGGCGGUGUUGUAUACGACCAUUGCGGCAGUGCAUCGAUACCGACCAGAGCCUGGUCCAGAAACUAAUACACCGUUAUCUGAAGCGAGUCACAGAGUUCAGUCCCCGUGCGUCUGGGAGCCGAUAUCGUACGGGGCGUGGGCGCAGAUCCACAUUUGCGCUGAAAUCGACGGCCAUGCGCGUUUCCGUAUUGUGGUGUGGAUUCUGGAGUCUGGCGCAGUUGUCGUGAAUGAUGUUCUUGGUAGCGGUUGCCGCUGGUGGCAACAUGCUAGCGAUAAGAGGACCCUGCGUCGACUUACAGGCGCCGACGGCUGCACGUACGGGUUUCAAUUCCGUUCCGCGACUGAAGCCAUCGAGUGUUCACGUAUCGUCGAUCAUGUCCUGACCAAUCCAGGUGUCUUGAAGGUCGUCAGGAAGUUGAUACGUGCUAAGGUUGAUCUCCAAGGCCUUAUCAUGGCGUGGCAGGGCGUCGGUUUACACAGCAACCACCUCCCGUCACGUAUAUCGAACUCCCUGUCAGAAUCGACGCCUCCGUCAUCUUCCUGCUCAGAACGAAGAGCUAGGCAACUUACAAUCUAUCCAACACAGCUGGAAGAGGUCAAGGAACAGCAGCAAGAAGAAGCGGAAGCCACGUCCUGGAAACCUAACACAUUCCUUGGACCGGAGGACGCUUCUUCAUUGGUAAGUGAAGUCAACAAUCAAGUAGAUGAAGAUGCAAACGAAGUCGCGACUUCUUCUGUCGUCCUUCUCGAGACUGGCGACGUCUUGGGCAUGGAGGCGCAGUUCACGAAGCGUUUGAGUGGAGACUGGAUCAGUCGUCCGUACAAGACUCGAGGGGAGAUUCACAUCACCUAUGACGUAGAGCAUGCACGAUACGAAGGACUACCAGAUGCAUGGCGAACACUAAACCAACAGUUUGGGUUGCCGCUCGAAAAGGUUCCCAAGCGCGAAGUCAAAGGGUACGAAACCAAACUACCUGCUGUGCUGGAAAUGAUGAAGACCUGCUUUCUAGCGCACGACGGAACUACAACGGAAGGGGUGUUUCGCCUGGCACCAGACAAACAAGAGUACAACGCGAUCAAAGCUGCCAUCAAUGACGGAUCGUUCGAGGACUGCUCCGAUGUUCACAUCAUGGCUUCGCUCAUCAAGGGUUGGUUUCGAGAGCUUCCAGUUAGUCUGUUCAACAUGCUUCCAGAGCAGCUGAUCGCGCACACUUGCCAACUUAAGGAUCCGAAACCCGAGGUUGUGCUGCAUUCUCUUACGGCUUUACCACCACUACAUCAAAGCGUAGUGCUGUGGCUGCUAGACCUGCUGAACGAAGUUGUGAAGCAUGAGAACGAGAACAAGAUGACCACCAAAAGCAUGGCAAUUGUCAUGGUACCGAAUCUGCUGAGCGUUGAGAACCCCGAUGCUGCGAUGGUAGUCGCGGUAUACCGACAAGCUGCAGACUUCAUGCAGAUGCUACUGCAUGCACGGAUGCAGCAGACAUAA
Messenger RNA from Phytophthora nicotianae INRA-310, 1500 nucleotides. RefSeq lists its product as hypothetical. Gene Ontology annotation, biological process: signal transduction. Gene Ontology annotation, molecular function: GTPase activator activity. The record is from RefSeq and is a predicted model, not a curated record. The transcript has 6 exons. The coding region runs from base 1 to 1500 and encodes 499 amino acids. Lineage: Eukaryota; Oomycota; Peronosporomycetes; Peronosporales; Peronosporaceae.